Molecule: messenger RNA, 1068 nt
Organism: Brassica napus (rape)
Lineage: Eukaryota; Viridiplantae; Streptophyta; Magnoliopsida; Brassicales; Brassicaceae
Product: UPF0481 protein At3g47200-like
Exons: 1
Coding region: 1-1068 (355 amino acids)
Source: RefSeq, a predicted model, not a curated record
AUGGAUUCAUCUACAUGUCCUGUUCCGAGCCACGCUUCAGAAUCUCCAGGAAAGAUUGGAUCAUCCAUUCCUAAUAAAAUGGACCGAACGUUGGAUCUUGAAUCGGGCACAAACCAUGAGUUGAGCAAACCGGUUCCUGGGAUGUGGCGGUUUCCUACAAAUCCAGAUCUGUGUUGCAUCUACAGAGUACCAGACUGUCUACGUGAAGUAAACCCAAAAGCAUACACUCCUCAGCUGGUACUCAUUGGACCGCUUCACCGUUCUUUAAAAUCUCAAGCUCUCAAGUCUCGAGGAGAUAUCACCAAGGCAAAGUCAUUGGGAUACUUAAACACGGAGGCGCAUAAGAAGAUUUACCUAGUUGAGUUCGCAAAAAGGGUCGAAGGGAACAAAGUUGUUGAAGAACUCAAAAGACAAAUCAAGGAAGACGAAGAUAUGAUCAGGGCAAGCUACUCAGAAUCAACGACCUGGAUUGACUCUCCAGACUUUGUGGAGAUGAUACUGCAUGACUCUAUUUUCAUAAUAGAGCUCAUGUUAAGGUUUAACUUAAAAGGACCUGAGAGAAUAGGGGAUCCUCUGAUGGACGAGCCUUGUCUUGAAAACACAAUCAAAAGGGAUCUUAUUUUGCUCGAGAACCAACUUCCUUACUUCAUCUUGGAAAAACUCUUUGAUCCAAUCAUCAAAAUACUGUACCCGAGCGAGACAAUGCGUACACUUGUUAUCAGCUACUUCGAACUAGACAAGAAGAAGAAACUCAAAGAGAGCUCCAAGUUCAGACAUUUCACUGAUUUGUUCAGGUGUAUCCGCGUGGAAACACUUCCUGAAGAUGGUGUAGGGGGUUUCGAACACAUAGCAAAGAUGCAUAAUGCAGAUAAGCUAUAUAACAGGGGAGUGAAGUUCGAGGCUAUAGAAGAAGAGUUUUCUGUUUGGGUGAAAUUCGACGUUGAAACUGGUUGUUUGAAGAUACCUUGUUUCCGGGCUGAUGAUGACAUGGAGAUAGAACUUAGAAACAUAAUGGCGUUUGAGCAAUCGUAUUAUCCUUACAAUGCCUAUGUUUGUGACUAUUAUUAA